Molecule: messenger RNA, 1228 nt
Organism: Mustela lutreola (European mink)
Lineage: Eukaryota; Metazoa; Chordata; Mammalia; Carnivora; Mustelidae
Gene: RHNO1
Product: RAD9-HUS1-RAD1 interacting nuclear orphan 1
Exons: 3
Coding region: 189-956 (255 amino acids)
Biological process (GO): recombinational repair; cellular response to ionizing radiation; DNA damage checkpoint signaling
Cellular component (GO): chromosome; nucleus
Source: RefSeq, a predicted model, not a curated record
CACGUGACGGAGCGUCGCCAAUCGGCGGCCGUCCUUGUCUCAGCGUUCCGGGCUCGAAAGCCGCUGCGGCCCUGGGGAGCGGCGGCCGGGACGCCGCCGGGCGGGCAUGGGUUGGAAUCGGAGCCUGAACUCCGACCUGACUACAACCAGCAUCAUGCGGUUACUAACUGCUCUUCAUUCACCUAUUGAUGCCUCCCAGAAAAAAACGCCGCCAGCGUUCCCAGAAAGGCCAGCUGCUAUUCCAAGAACCACCACUGGAGGGCCCCAAACACCACUAUGGCUCUCCCCAGCUUACCAUCACCCACACGAGACAGGUGCCCAGCAAGCCCAUUGACCAUAACACCAUCACUUCCUGGGUAUCACCUCAGUUUGAUACGACAGCAGAAGGCUGGUUCCCAGUGAACCAGAAGCGUCAUCAUCGAAACCAGGCAAGACAUUCAAGUCGAAAAUCCACCACUUCCAAAUUCCCACAUCUAACAUUUGAGAGUGCGCUGCCUUCCUCCGGUUCAGCCGCACUUGGGAUGCCCUUGGCCAGGGAAUGCCCUGGUCAGUCAGAAAAGCGCAUUUCUGGAAGGUCCUUAGUUCCAGUGCUCAGUCCUCAAAGCUAUGGGGAAGUGUCAGCACACGUGCUUCAAAACUUACCUUACGUAUUCAUUCCACCUGAUAUCCAGACCCCAGAGUCAUCGUUUGUGAAGGAGGGGCCCGUUUCCCCCAAUCAGAGGGAAUGUAGCCUUCUGAGCGGCUCCUUCCACACUAGUACUCCCAAGAGCCCAGAGGCUGGGCCUGUUCUAGUUAAAGACACCCCUGAAGAGAAGUAUGGGAUCAAGGUCACAUGGAGGAGACGACGCCACUUGUUUACUUACCUCAGGGAGAGAGGGAAGCUGAACAAAAACCAGUUCCUUGUGAAGAACUCACUGGAUUCCUCAGACUCCAGCAGUCUUGAGAAAUUUUCAUGAAGUUACUAAAGUACUUUUCUGGCUCGCAGAAGAGUACAUUAGGAGAAUAAAAUGGAAAUAAAACCAAUAACCUCAAUAGAAAAAAGAUGUCUUAACCAGAAUUUUGGAGUCAUAAGGGAAUUCAAUUCCCAGAUUUGCUUUUUAAAAUAUCUUUCCCUAGAAAGUUUUUAGUGUCAGAAACAGUUCAUAUUUUUCUUACAUUAACUGUUUAAAAUUUUAAAGUAUUUUGUAACUAUUUAAAAUGUAUGUAAAUAAAUGGUUGCAGAAAGGUU